Molecule: messenger RNA, 574 nt
Organism: Suillus discolor
Lineage: Eukaryota; Fungi; Basidiomycota; Agaricomycetes; Boletales; Suillaceae
Product: RmlC-like cupin domain-containing protein
Exons: 1
Source: RefSeq, a predicted model, not a curated record
AUUCUUAGUGUCCACCAUCAGUACUACUACCGCCUGCAUGAUGACGACGCCAGUAGCACCUCUUCCAAGUCUUCGAGUGUCUUCUCAUUUCAUUCCUAGCCUCAAUCUCAUCCCAAACACAUCCCUGAAAAAUUACCCUCUCCUCAUAUAUCACGAAUGUUUCCCACCGUCGAUAUCAGCUGCUGUUAUCGAAGCCCAUUUAAGGUCCAUCGGCGUCGUCGAGCCCCAGUGGAGGUACACUAUGUACAACACGACACACUUUCAUAGCACUACUCACGAAGUACUAUGCAUCGCAUCUGGUCGUGCGAGGGUAUGUUUCGGUGGAGAAGACAAUCCUGGAAGGGUAGAAACGGAAGUUAAGAUUGGGGAUGUCAUUAUUAUUCCUGCAGGCGUGGGGCACAGGCUCUUGCAAGACUUGGACGGCGGAUUCGAGAUGGUCGGAAGUUACCCCAAGGGAAAUGACUGGGAUAUGUGUUAUGGUAGGGAGGAUGAGAAGGCAAAUAUUGAAGCCAUCAAAGACAUAGCAUGGUUUGACAGAGACCCUGUUUACGGCGACGAAGGACCUGCACUUCAG